AUGGAGGGUGCGAUGGAAGCCCCGACGCCAGUGGUCUUGCCCAACUCGGAACAGCUUUACAUGAAGAGUAUACAGGAUGAGACUUAUCUCAUCCAGAUGUCCUGGCCACUCAGUUGGCCAAAGGGGCGUUUUCACGAGGGCUCGGCGCCCAUCAUUUACAUUGUCGAUGGCAAUGCCUUGUUCUUAACCGCAACCGAGGCAGCUUGGCGCCGAGCAGCAGAGUCGCGUUUUGUCGGAGGCAUCGUGGUCGCUAUCGGAUACCCCUUAAGUGGGAAAUUAUACGAUUCCAAGCGACGCAGCCUCGAUUUGACGCCACCCACCGCGACUCCGAUUCCCGGCUUUGGUGGCGCGGAUGCAUUUCUGGAUUUUAUCGCGGACGUCGUCAAACCGCAUGUCACGGCGCGCUUUCCGCACAUUUCCUUAUCCAGGGAAGCUCUCUACGGCCAUUCCUAUGGUGGACUUCUCGCUUUGCAUACAUUGUUUACCCGCAAUCAGUUGUUUGAUUGCUACAUAGCGAGUAGUCCCUCUGUCUGGUGGAAUGACCAUUGCAUUCUGGAGGUAGCAAGAACCUUUCUCAGACAAGACCAGCCCUCCGACACGACUCCGUCCUCUCUCAUGGUCUUUUGGGGGUCCUUUGAGCAGGACCCUCCUCAGUGGGACGACGAAUCUCUGGACCAGUUCGAAUCUCGAAAGCAUAUCGCGUCGAUAUUUCGAACGAGGGAACAUUCAAUCCAGAUAUGUGAGAUGCUACGAGGUUCUCAUCACUUAAAGACAGUUUUCAUGCACGAGUUUGAAGGCGAAGAACAUACGAGUGUCAUGGCCGGCUCUAUGGCUCGGGGGCUGACUGAGUUCUUCGAAAACUGGCCAUCCCAAGGAUGA
Messenger RNA from Penicillium olsonii, 879 nucleotides. NCBI's taxonomy places the organism in Eukaryota, Fungi, Ascomycota, Eurotiomycetes, Eurotiales, Aspergillaceae. The record is from the annotation of a GenBank genome assembly.